GUUGCUGUUACUUUACAUCUCUUGCCAGACCUUCCUUCUUUGACAACAGGUUACAGCCAUAACUACUUCCCACCAUCCGACGUCAAACAACGAUAACAACAACAAACGAUGUCAGCUUUCGGUGAUAGAAAAAAUAACGCAAUACUACAAAAGAUUGGGGUGGUCGGUGGUGCGACGGCUGCUGUGCUCGGUUUAUUAGCCUUAAAGUACCCUGAUCGAGCUAUCUUUGACGAACACCGUGAAGGCAUUGUAAGACAACCUGGCUGGCCGCUGGUUGGCGGCUUGCCUAGCAUUGUUGGCAACAAGGAACAGAUGCACGAGCUGUUUAUGGCAGGAUUCGAAAAUACGGGUGCUUUGACAACUACGACCUCAGCAUUGGGCAUCCCUCGUACUAUUAUAACCAUCAACCCCAAAAACGUCGAACAUAUACUUAAAGAUAAUUUUGAAAAUUACGUCAAGGGUCCGCAAUUCCAUGGUGCUACAACAGACCUAUUUGGCCAUGGUAUUUUUAAUGCUAAUGGCGAGCAAUGGAAGUAUCAAAGAAAGACAGCUAGUCUUGUUUUCAACGUCAAGAAUUUCCGUGAUGAAUUCACGAAAGUCUUCGUCGAAGAAAUCGACUACAUGAACGAGCAUAUAUUCAACAAAGCAUGCGAAAGCGGUCAGCCUGUUGAUUUUCACGACAUUAUGUUCAAAUUUACUUUGGACUCAUUCAUUCUAUUGGGCUUUGGUGCACAAUUAAAUGCCUUGGACAGCGAAGAUAAAGUACCGUUUGCUGCCAGUUUUGAUGUCUGCCAAGCAAAUUCAUUCCAACGUUUUGUCAAUCCUGUUUGGCGUAUUACUGAAACCGUGCAAAGCAUCUUGCAGCCAUGGAAGAUGUCCAUCUCGGAUCAUCUUAAGGUAGUCGACUCCUUUGCAGAUGACGUUAUUGAUCGUCGACGUGCUCAAAUUGCCAACGGUGAGACUCACAGGGACUUGCUGUCCCGCUUUAUGAGUGCAAGUAACCAGUUUGGUGAACCCUUGAGCAACAGAGAGCUUCGCGACAUCAUUUUGAACUUUGUCAUUGCCGGUCGUGACACUACCGCUCAAGCCCUUUCAUGGACGUUCUAUAACUUGUGCAACCAUCCCCGUAUCGAGAACAAGCUGCUGGACGAAAUAAAUGAAUAUAUUACGCCUGAAAUGGAACGCGAUCCUGUUGCUCUUUACGAAGCUAUCAAAAAUAUGAAAUAUGCUCAUGCAGUGUUCUAUGAAGUACUUCGUCUUCAUCCUUCUGUCCCUAGCAAUCAAAAGUACGCGUUGAAAGACGAUAUCUGGCCUGAUGGCACUCAGAUUAAGAAGGGAGAUUAUGUAAUGUGGUCGCCAUGGGCACAAGGCCGCAACGAGCAGAUCUGGAAGGACGCUAAGCAGUUUAACCCUGAACGUUGGAUUUCACCUCAGGGUGAACUUCGUCGUGAAAGUCAAGGUCAAUGGCCAGCUUUUCAUGCAGGACCAAGAAUUUGUCUGGGACAAAACUUAGCAACACUUGAAGCAAUUGUAGCCAUCGUUUUCCUCGUGAAACGCUAUGAGUUCACCAUUGUUCCUGGACAGAACAUAACUUACCAGGUUUCUUUAACGUUGCCCAUGAAGUAUGGAAUGAAGGUCUAUGUCAACAAGCGCCAGUAAACAGACAACAAUAGUUCAUGACAAACCUGUUUUUCUUUUCAUUAUCAUGUUAAUUCAAUCAACAAUCACAUAUGUAGAGCUUUUCUGGUUCAUUUUACUUUUUGUUUGCCUUUUAUGUAUUCGCAUAUGCCCCUGUACAUUUUCCAUAUACUUCACAUAAAGUUUCACUAGCUUUUUUUGUUUAAAAUCUACUAUUCGCUGACAUUAAGAUGUCAUGCCCGAUGGCUACAAAGUAACUUUUUACCCUAACAGUACUUUAUAUUUAAUAAAC
This is a messenger RNA of Zychaea mexicana, 1930 nucleotides long. RefSeq names its product cytochrome P450. The transcript is spliced from 9 exons. Bases 109 to 1659 code for a protein of 516 amino acids. Lineage: Eukaryota; Fungi; Mucoromycota; Mucoromycetes; Mucorales; Lichtheimiaceae. Gene Ontology annotation, molecular function: oxidoreductase activity, acting on paired donors, with incorporation or reduction of molecular oxygen; heme binding; monooxygenase activity. The record is from RefSeq and is a predicted model, not a curated record.